This is a messenger RNA of Sphenostylis stenocarpa, 756 nucleotides long. The record is from the annotation of a GenBank genome assembly. NCBI's taxonomy places the organism in Eukaryota, Viridiplantae, Streptophyta, Magnoliopsida, Fabales, Fabaceae.
AUGUUAGCCGUUAUAAUCGUCCUUAACGGCACAUUUCACCCCCUUAUAAAUUCAAAUCCUUCUCCACCCUCUUCCAAAACCAAAGCAAACCUAAUUAUAUUCUCAAGAAAUCAACCAAGCCAAAGUAAAAUGGCUGCUUCCAAGAUCAGAAAGGCAUGUUCCUUCACCAACCUUCUUAUUAGCUGUUUGAAUUUCUGUCUCUUUAUCCUCUCAGCAUCCUCAUUUGCACCCACCAUUCUCCUCAAGAUGCCCCCAACUUCAUUCGGCCUGGCUCUCCUUAUGGUCUCUGGCAUCUCACUUCUCUCAUCUUUUGUGGGCUUCUACUCCCAGCUCACACACUUCUGUUUCCUCACCCACAUUUCACUGUUACUAGCCUCCUUAAUAGGACAAGUACUGAGCAUAUUAGCCUUAUUCACAAAAGAAAAAGCUAGCAUGUCCCUGCUGAAGUCACCGAGGGACCCCAAGGAAGCCAAACUUUUGGUGAGGGUGGAAUGUGGGGCAUUGAUGGCAAUGUGCAUGUUGCAGUGUGUGGUGUUGAUGCUGAGUUGUGCUGUGCACAGUUGUUGGGUGAAGGAUUAUGAGGAACUGUGCGCAGAGAAGGAGGCCUCGGCAAGGAAGAGGAGUAGAAGGAUUGCAGAAGUGCAAGAGGAGUCCAUGGCCAAUGCAACCAAGAUGGCAGAAAUGAAAACCAAGGAACUGGAUGAGAAAAUGAAAAGCAACUAUGGGAAAUGGGUGAAGACUGAUUUUGAACCCUGA